GAAAAAACUGCAUCCCAGACUUCCAUCUUCAAAGCAGCAAUAGCAUUAAUUCACUCCCUCCUCUGCUUCUUCAAAACCAUCACUUUUGGUGUCUCCUGAACUGUAAAGAGCUCCUCAUUCCCUACAUAUCAUCAUCUUUCCAACAAUCAUGACCAUGAAGCAAAAGAUAGUGAUCAAGGUGACGGUGAACGGACCGAAGUCCCGCUCCAAAGCCUUGCAGAUUGCAGUUGGGUUUUCAGGUGUUGAAUCUGCUGGAUUAGGAGGGCAAGAUAAGAGCCAGAUAGAGGUGGGAGGCGAUGGAGUUGAUGCGGUAGAACUUACAAAUUGUCUGAGAAAGAAAGUAGGCUACGCAGAGAUAGUAAGUGUAGCAGCUGUGGGAGAAAAGAAAGAAGAGAAGAAACCGGAGGCAGCAGGGCAGCCUGUUCUUUGGUCCAUGUACGGUGGAGGCGUGCCUCAGACCUAUAUCCAUCCGAUUCACCCCCCCAACUAUUAUCAGGACCCUUCGUGCUCCAUCAUGUAAUUAACAAACAGGUUAGCCAGAUGCAGAGAGAGAGCUUGAAGCAGAGUCAGCUUUUUUACUUUGUAGAACUUGGUGGACCGCUGCUGUUCCAUGUCUGAAAGGGAGGAGAUAGUAAGGGAAAUUGGGAUUCCAUAUAUACCAAGUAGCAAUAGAAGAUCGGCUUCAUGUCUUAUUCCAUGUGUAAACAAAGCUUCUUUGGUUGUAUCAACUUGUCAUUUUACAGGAGUGAUAAAUUUUGAUCCUGGGAGAACAAAGAACAUGGUGAUUCAGUCGUUAUUCAACAAAAGAAUAAUAAUAUAAAAAACAAAAUUGAGACACUA
Populus nigra (black poplar) is the source of this 840-nucleotide messenger RNA. RefSeq names its product disease resistance protein Pik-1-like. The transcript has 3 exons. Bases 149 to 520 code for a protein of 123 amino acids. Lineage: Eukaryota; Viridiplantae; Streptophyta; Magnoliopsida; Malpighiales; Salicaceae. The record is from RefSeq and is a predicted model, not a curated record.